Messenger RNA from Ilex paraguariensis (yerba mate), 615 nucleotides. The record is from the annotation of a GenBank genome assembly. Lineage: Eukaryota; Viridiplantae; Streptophyta; Magnoliopsida; Aquifoliales; Aquifoliaceae.
AUGAUGCUAAAGGAAUUUGAAGAAAAAAUUCUGGUUCUAAGUAAAGAAAGAGAUCAACUGAUUAAGCAAAGAGACUUGGCCAUUCAGGAGGCACAUUCAUGGCGCUCUGAACUUGCGAAGGCUAGGGAGCGCGUUGUAAUAAUGGAAGGAGCUGUUGUUAGAGCUGAGGAGAGGGUCAGGGUGGCAGAGUCAGAUGCUGAAGCUAGAAUAAGGGAAGCCAUGCAGAAAGAGGCAACUGCUGCAAAGGAGAAGCAGGAGCUGCUGGCAUAUGUGAACUUGUUACAAGCACAAGUUCAAAGGCAACAGGUUGAUACCAAGCAAGUCUUUGAGGAGAAGACCGAGUCCUGUUCAGAUAGUAACGCUACACCACUAACGAAGCAUGUAGAUCCGUCAGAAGCAAAUGUGGACAAAGCAUGUCUGUGUGUUUCUAGGGCCAUUCCCGUCAGAGGGGAGAGUGUGGUCCACAUGGCAGUUGACCAAGCCAAUAUUAGGCCAAUUGCGGAUGGUGAAUGGAGUGACAUUCAAGCAACAGAGCCAAGUAUAGCCAAUGUGAGAGACAUUGCCCCUGAGACAGAAGGUAGCAGCUUGGAUAUACCUGUUGUUAGUAGGGAAUGA